AUGUCUAAAGCAGUCGGAAUUGAUUUAGGAACAACGUAUUCUUGCGUGGCCCACUUUGUCAACGACAGAGUCGAGAUCAUUGCCAAUGACCAAGGUAACAGAACCACGCCUUCGUUCGUGGCCUUCACCGAUACUGAGCGGUUGAUCGGUGAUGCUGCCAAGAACCAGGCGGCCAUGAACCCAGCCAACACAGUCUUUGAUGCCAAGAGACUGAUUGGUAGAAAGUUUGAUGAUCCAGAGGUGCAAACUGAUAUAAAGCAUUUCCCAUUCAAGGUCGUCGAGAAGAGUGGCAAGCCUCACAUUCAGGUCGAGUUCAAGGGUGAGACCAAGGUGUUCACGCCUGAGGAAAUCUCGUCCAUGGUGCUAACCAAGAUGAAAGAGACUGCAGAGUCGUACAUGGGUGGCAAGGUGACCGACGCCGUCAUCACAGUUCCUGCCUACUUCAACGAUUCGCAAAGACAGGCAACCAAGGAUGCCGGACUUAUUGCCGGUCUGAACGUGCUCAGAAUCAUCAACGAGCCAACCGCCGCUGCCAUCGCCUACGGUCUCGAUAAAAAAGAGCAAGGUAAGGGUGAGCAAAAUAUUUUGAUCUUCGACCUUGGAGGUGGUACGUUCGAUGUUUCGCUGUUGUCCAUUGACGAGGGUAUCUUUGAGGUCAAGGCCACGGCCGGUGAUACCCACUUGGGUGGUGAGGACUUCGAUAAUAGACUGGUCAACCACUUUGCCAACGAGUUCAAGAGAAAGUACAAGAAGGAUCUGACGAGCAACCAGAGGGCUCUGAGAAGAUUGAGAACCGCCUGCGAGAGAGCCAAGAGAACUCUUUCGUCCUCGGCCCAGACUUCUGUCGAGAUCGACUCGCUGUACGAGGGUAUUGACUUCUACACCUCGAUCACCAGAGCCAGAUUCGAGGAGCUGUGUCAGGACCUGUUCAGAUCCACUUUGGACCCUGUUGAGAAAGUCAUGAGAGACGCCAAGCUCGACAAGUCGCAGGUUGCCGAGAUUGUGCUGGUUGGUGGUUCCACCAGAAUCCCAAAGAUCCAGAAACUCGUUUCGGACUUCUUUAACGGCAAGGAGCCAAACAAGUCCAUCAACCCAGAUGAGGCCGUUGCCUACGGUGCAGCUGUCCAGGCCGCCAUUCUGACCGGUGACACCUCUUCGAAGACUCAAGACUUGCUUCUGUUGGAUGUUGCUCCUCUGUCUCUCGGAAUUGAGACCGCUGGAGGUGUCAUGACGAAGCUGAUCCCAAGAAACACCACCAUUCCAACCAAGAAGUCUGAGAUCUUCUCCACUUACUCGGACAACCAGCCAGGUGUGCUGAUCCAAGUGUACGAGGGUGAGAGAGCCAAGACCAAGGACAACAACUUGCUUGGUAAGUUCGAGCUUUCUGGCAUUCCACCAGCUCCAAGAGGUGUUCCUCAAAUUGAGGUCACCUUCGAUAUCGACGCCAACGGUAUUCUGAACGUGUCCGCUGUUGAGAAGGGUACCGGAAAGUCCCAGAAGAUCACCAUCACCAACGACAAAGGCAGACUGUCCAAGGAGGAGAUUGAUAGAAUGGUUGCUGAGGCCGAGAAGUUCAAAGAGGAGGACGAAAAGGAGGCUGCCAGAAUCGCUGCUAAGAACGGCUUGGAGUCUUAUGCUUACUCAUUGAAGCAAACUGCUUCCGAGAAGCAAUUCGAGGAGAAAGUGGACGCUUCCAAGAGAGAGUCUCUCAACAAGGCUAUCGAGGAGACGAUCUCGUGGCUCGACAACAACCAGUCCGCCACUACUGACGAGUACGACGACAAGCGUAAGGAGCUUGAAGGUAUUGCUAACGACGCACUGAAGGACUUGUACGCAGCCGGUGGUGCUCCGGGCGGCGCUGCUCCAGGCGGCUUCCCAGGUGCUGGCGGAGCCGCUCCGGGCGCUGACCAGGGUCCUUCCGUCGAAGAGGUGGACUGA
This is a messenger RNA of Ogataea angusta, 1938 nucleotides long. RefSeq lists its product as uncharacterized. Gene Ontology annotation, cellular component: cytosol; cytoplasm; nucleus. The record is from RefSeq and is a predicted model, not a curated record. Gene Ontology annotation, molecular function: ATP-dependent protein folding chaperone; misfolded protein binding; ATP binding. The transcript has a single exon. Gene Ontology annotation, biological process: vesicle-mediated transport; protein refolding; SRP-dependent cotranslational protein targeting to membrane, translocation. Bases 1 to 1938 code for a protein of 645 amino acids. NCBI's taxonomy places the organism in Eukaryota, Fungi, Ascomycota, Pichiomycetes, Pichiales, Pichiaceae.